Molecule: messenger RNA, 1257 nt
Organism: Guyanagaster necrorhizus
Lineage: Eukaryota; Fungi; Basidiomycota; Agaricomycetes; Agaricales; Physalacriaceae
Exons: 2
Coding region: 1-1257 (418 amino acids)
Molecular function (GO): protein binding
Source: RefSeq, a predicted model, not a curated record
AUGAGCAUCAUCGAAGAGUCUCCCAUAGCCAUUGCCGAGCCACCCUUCAACGAUGCUUCUGAUCUCGCAGAUCUGGUAAUCCGCACGUCUGACAACGUCGACUUCUUUGUCCACAGAGCACUUCUGUUGUUCAGAUCUCCUUCAUCUUUCUUUCGACAUGCGUUGGACGGGAACCACCAUACAGAGGAAAAAGACAGUCUUCCUGUGCUCGAGGCGAAUGAGGACAGCACCACAUUCAGACACGUCCUCAUCUUCUGCUAUCCGUACAACACUCCCGAACUUACAAGCGUCGAACAAUUGUCGGCGGUAGGCACGGCGCUUGACAAGUACUGUAUGGACCAUGCCUUCGAGCGUUUCAUCCAGACCGUGAUUGCGUCUCCUCACAUCAAACAGCAGCCGUUGCGGGUCUUUGCUGUGGCCGUCGCCCACGGAUGGAAGGAGUUGGGAGAGACAGCAGCCAGGAAUUCUCUUGGUAUACCUCUUGAUGGAGACGUCAAGGAGCUGGAUGGCAUCAGUGCCCGUCAUCUUCAGCGUCUCCUCAAUUACCACAAGCUCUGUGGGGAGGCCACCCAAAUUCAGUGGAUGUCUUGGCUUGCAGAGGAACAAUCUGAAAUUCUGCAGAAUAUCCCCAGGCGCCAACGAUGUUCGAAAAGUUUGCCCAAAGUCCCGACGAAUGAUGAAUUCUAUUCGUAUCGUUGGUUGAUUAAUUCGUAUCUCCAACCGGUGAAGGAGAAGAUGCUGGUAGACCCCCGACCGCAGGUAGCAUUUGAUGAUGGUAUUAUUCGUGAAGCCAUCCUAGCGAGCAUCAGGGAACGCAACACAGACGCAUGGAUCAAGGCUGCCUCUAGUCAUAUCCACAGGCUCGCGCAGUUACUGGCGACGGAAGUCGAUAGGCGUAUUUCAGAGCUUGUUCCACACGCGUCGUCAGAGAUCGAUAUUUACAGCAAGUACCACCUGCCUAAUGACCGCCAUGGUCUUCAAUUUUCCUUCCAAUCUGAACUCUGUCUGUGUCUUCUUCGAGGGCGGCCCUUUGACGCUUCACCAAUGACUAUUACCUCGUCGGCCAGUCUGUUGUUGCACGUCGCACUAUCUGACCCGCCCUAUCUUACCAUUCACUGUUUCUUUUCCAUGAACAACGUUAUCCAGGACCAGGUGAUACCGUGCCAGAUGCGCCUGACGAGUGACUUCGGAACACCUGUGUACUUUCUCAGGGUGGUAUCUAGCAUGCACGAGCCCGUCAUUCGCAGGUCCCGAUAA